AUUCGACUAAUUUGGCAGCAUCGUUGCUCACACUGGACAUCGAAGGAUGCAUUUGCUUUGUUAAAGAAAACACCAAUUUGACAAUCGAGUAUAUAUUUUGUAAGAGAAAUAAUAUAUUGAAUUUUUCACAACUAGAAAAGAAAUCAAGUUUGACAACAAAAACACAUAAAUAUUUCUAAAGAUAUAAAUUACAAGUUCAAAGCUAAAAUUAAGAAUGCCCAUGGGAGCAGAGCCUGUUUAUCAACCGACAACCGUCUCGGUCUCAUAUGAACCACGACCAGGAAGAAACAAUGUCCGUUUACUACCAUUUAAAAUACUGAGGAAUACACGAUUUCAGGUAUUGGUGAAAUGUGUGUUUUUUUUUGUUAUUAUUACCAAAGUGAUAUUCAGCUUAAAUUAAAUUUAGGUACUUAUUAGAUUUCAAAGUAUAAUUUUGUUUAACUUUUUAUUUCAAAUAAUCAACAAAAUAGUUCUGCAGGAUAAACAAAAUAAAUUUCUCCGAUUCUUUAUUUAUAUUUCGAAUCCUCCUAAAUUUAUGCUUUUAAUCAGCAAAAUAUUUUUUGAACACUCAAACAUACAUAUGCGCAUAAAUUGUUUAAAAGUGCUGGUAGGGACGCUCAAAUAAGCUGAAUUGUUUACACAAUUUGCUAUAUAAAUGCUUAUACAUACUAUAUAUGUACAUGUGCAUAUAUACGUAUCACUAUUGUGCACCCAUGUAGUUUUUAGUACUAGUAAAAAUACAUUUAUCCAUAAAAGAAAUAAAACUAUGUUUUCGUGCCCUGAUUUAUUAUUCUUAACUCUAAUUACACAUGCGUACUACUUUCAGCUAUUUCUGCUGAUUUUUGGACUCUUGUCUAUUGCAACUGGUUUAGCAAUAUUUUCUAGCGUUCUAGCAAGUAUGCCCAGUAAUUUAUUUUACAAUAAACAUACCGAAGAUCUGUCCGACAACGAUAUUGUGGUGACCUGUUCAGAAAUUCCAACUGGUAUUGUUGUUCUGUGUGUUUUUUUCAUAGUAACCGGUGUAGUAUGCGUUGGCGUAUAUGUAUCAGUUGCUGAUUGGCGACGUAGUUGUGUUUGCCGUUGUCCAUUAUUUGAUAAAAAGAAAUCGUUAGCUCGACAAAUGCAAUGCCAAAACGGAGGUGGUUGUGGUGAAGGCAUAAUGGCGUUAAAUCCUUCAACAGAUCCGCUGGUUUCACAUACACAAUACGCACCGGUAUCAGAACUGCCACAUCGAGGCGAUGAAGAAGAACGCAGAAAUUUGAUGCCCGACAACAAAGAUUGUCUCAGCAGCGCUGAAGAGUCGGAUCGUAUGCUGGAGCCAGAUCCACGUAUUGUUUUGCGGCCAAUGGGUCGCUUAGAUGAUGCUUAAGAUCGAACGAAAAGGAAGGAAUUGGACAAAUUAUGCAGCUGGCUGAGGUAUAGCGGUAACUUUACUGUUACUGUCAAUUUAAAUGUAGAGAUUCUACUCAUAUUUUGUGUACCCACUAAAUUAUUACAAUUUUAAUUAUGUUAAGCUAGUUAAAGAGUUGUGUUAUGGAACUAACACUAGUUUUGAAUGUUUCAAAUGCUUUAAAUAAUAUAUUAAGUGAGAUUUUUUCAUUUCUAUUGAUCUUCUAAAAUAACAAGGAUUUAACUAAUUUUCACAAAACAGGAGAUUUUAGCUCUCAAUUAUGUAAUAAAUUAAAUUUUACAUUGGCUUACUUAGCAAAAGAAUUGAAAUAAUCUCGUAAUUGUAAGCUACUAUUUAUUGCUUAGACAAAGUUCAGCAAUUUGUUGAUCCACGCACACACAAAAACACAUUAAUUCGUGUAAAAUAAAAAUGAAAAUAAGAAAUGAAAAUUCAAAUAAAAAUAAAAUAAAAUUAUAUUGUAAUUAACUACAAAUAAGUAACUCUAAAUUAUUAGUAUUUUGGAAAAUGUCCGUUCACAUAUGUAUUUAUAAGUAUUUAUAAAUAAAGCACUUAAGCAGUACACGCAAACGAAGCGCGAAAUCA
Bactrocera oleae (olive fruit fly) is the source of this 1993-nucleotide messenger RNA. NCBI's taxonomy places the organism in Eukaryota, Metazoa, Arthropoda, Insecta, Diptera, Tephritidae. The record is from RefSeq and is a predicted model, not a curated record.